AUGGCCUGGAAACACAAGAUCAUUUUUACUGGAUUACUGAGUUUGAUUUCAGUGCAGUGGACUUUGUCUUUUUCAGAGGAAGAGCUCGAUGCCAGCUACUGGAACAACAAAGGGAAUCAGGCUCUUUACAAUGCCCUGAAUGUUCAGUCCAAUCUCCACCUAGCCAAGAACCUCAUCCUCUUCCUGGGGGACGGUAUGGGUGUACCGACAGUGACCGCUGCCCGUAUCCUCAAAGGCCAAUUGGCAGGAAAAUCUGGAGAGGAGACCAGUCUGGUUAUGGAUACCUUCCCUCACCUGGCGCUAUCUAAGACAUAUAACGUGGACCAGCAGAUGCCAGACAGUGCUGGCACAGCCACAGCAUACUUAUGUGGAGUGAAGGCCAAUUAUGGCACCUUGGGUGUCAGUGCUUCCACCCCGAGGAACAACUGUAGUGCCACCUUUGGUCAUGAAGUUGAAUCUGUUCUGCACCGUGCCAAGAGAGCAGGAAAAUCAGUUGGAAUUGUCACCACCACCCGAGUGCAGCAUGCCUCUCCUGCUGCAAACUAUGCUCACAGUGCCAACAGAGGCUGGUAUGGUGACUCUGAUCUCUCCGAUGAAGCGGUUCAAAAUGGCUGCCGUGAUAUUGCAUAUCAGCUGGUUCAUAACACAGAGAUAAAUGUCAUUCUGGGUGGAGGUCGUCAGUACAUGUUUCCCACAACCGUGCAGGACCCAGAGUAUCCAACCUAUAAAGGAUCCCGAAAUGACGGACAGGAUCUUGUUAAAGAGUGGCUGAAAAAUAAAGAGGAUGCUAAAUAUGUUUGGAACAAAGCAGAUUUUGAUGCUGUCAAUCCUUCAAAAACGAAUUUCCUGAUGGGUCUCUUUGAGCCCAAGGACUGUCGCUAUGAGUUGGACCGUGAUGCAUCCAUGGACCCAUCCCUCACUGAGAUGAUGGAGAAAGCAAUCAAGAUUCUCAACAAGAACGACAAGGGAUUUUACCUCUUUGUGGAAGGGGGGAGAAUUGAUCACGGUCACCAUGCAGGGCAGGCCAAAAAAGCCCUCUAUGAGACUGUCGAGUUUGACCGGGCGAUUGGGAGAGCAGCUGAACUCACCAGUGAGCUGGAUACCAUGACUGUGGUCACUGCAGACCACUCCCAUGUCUUUGCCUUUGGAGGAUAUUCUGCCAGAGGAAACUCUGUUUUCGGCGUGUCUCGUGAACUAGCAGAUGACAACAAGAAGUUUACAACUGCUGUGUAUGGAAAUGGGCCGGGAUAUGUAAAUGGUACUCGCCCAGAUGUAAAUGACUCAGUUUCAUCGGAUAAUGAGUACCGCCAGCAGGCACCUGUACCUCUUGGUUCAGAGACCCAUGGCAUAGAAGAUGUAGCCAUCUUUGCAAAAGGUCCCAUGUCACACCUCUUUCACGGGGUCCAGGAGCAGAGCUACAUUGCCCACGCCAUGGCUUACGCUGCCUGUUUGGAGCCCUAUGUGAACUGCACACUCCUACCCAACUACGCCGGAUUGAUCCACCCCAGCCUGCUGCUCCACCUGAUAGGCCUCCUUUUUCUCUCCCUCUGCUCUGUCUGA
Messenger RNA from Scomber scombrus (Atlantic mackerel), 1560 nucleotides. RefSeq names its product alkaline phosphatase-like. The transcript has 11 exons. Bases 1 to 1560 code for a protein of 519 amino acids. Gene Ontology annotation, molecular function: alkaline phosphatase activity. Gene Ontology annotation, cellular component: plasma membrane. The record is from RefSeq and is a predicted model, not a curated record. NCBI's taxonomy places the organism in Eukaryota, Metazoa, Chordata, Actinopteri, Scombriformes, Scombridae. Gene Ontology annotation, biological process: dephosphorylation.